CGAGUGAGCGAGCGAGAGAGAGAGAGAGAAGGAGGGAGGAGAGACGAGAGCAGGACGCGCAGCAAACGACACAUAAUACACAGCGAGUAACGGCAACAUAAGCUGUCAGAGUCCUGAGCUGCACACAGAUCUCAUUAAAGGAUGUAUCGACCGUCGCAGCACAGUCUGUGUGGAGCCUGACGUUCCUGAUCGUCCCUGCUGUUUUCUGAACAGACUCACUGCGUCUCUGCUCUGCUGGCGAGUGUGUGUGUUGUGUUUGGACAUCUGAUUCUCCCUCUUCCUGAAGCCUGUCCACUGCGGUCAUGGACUGCGGAUUGCGUCUGCCACCCGUCAUCGAGGAGGUCUUGGAUCCUGCAGACGAUGUGUGUGACCUAAAGGCAGAGCUUCCCGUUUUCGGCAUCCAAAUGACGGCCAAAGAGCGAGGCUCGCUGGAGCACAACGAGGAGCGAGACCAGGAGGAUCUGGACACUGGAAACGGAGAGAAGGGCCAGGAGGACGAGCAGGAGAAGAAGAAGGAGGAGCAGGAGGAGCUAAGGGGAGCAGCAGAUGAGGAAGAGGAGGAGGAGGAAAAUGAGCUGGAGGUGUUGAGGUCUCAGGUGGUGCAGCUGCUGCUGGAGCUGGAGGAGACCAGAGAGGUGUCCCAGAAGCAUGAGGACAGCUAUAAUGAGCUGCAGGGUCUUUUGGAAGAAGAGCGUCUGGCUAGUGCCCAUCAGGCCGAGAGCUUCACCAGACAAAUCCAGAGACUUCAAGCCCAGCUGCGGUCAGUGCAGGAGGAGCUGGACAGUCUGGAGGAGGAGAAGGCCAGUGAGCUGUGGGAGGCGCAGGAGGAGCUGCGAGCGGCGCAGGACGAGGUGCAGGAGCUCCAACAGGCGGCAGAGGAGGCUGCCGCUGAGCGGGAGAAUGACAUCGCCUUGCUGCAGGAGGAGCUGUGCCGUAUGCGGGCCGAGCUGGAACGUCUGCGCGGCACCACACAGGAGUACGAGCUGGAGCUCACAACACUAAGAGCCGAGAUCAACAUGAAGAACCAGAGCAGAGAGCAGCAGGAGAAACCAGGAGGAGGUGAUGUGGACCAGCUGAUGGAGGAGUGUCGCUCUUUAAAGGAUGAGCGUCAGACUCUGAAGAACGACAACAAAGAGCUCUCGGAGAAACUGGAGAUACUGGAGCAGCAGCGAGCCAGCUCCACCGAUUCAUACCUGGCCCUGAAAACUCAGCAGAACGACACAGAGAAAGAUGAUGAAGUUGAGACGGAGGUGAAGGCUGAGGGUUUCAUCAGCACGCUGGAAAUGGAAGGUGGGAAGUGCGUGGAUGCUUAUACCCAGAAGAACAUCUCGUUUGAAGGCAAACCCAUCACCCCGACUGGGAAGAGCGGAGGAUUUUCAGAGGUGUUUUCUCUCCGAGAUCAACUGAAACAAGCCGAAGAGAAAGCAUCAAAGGUCCAGAGAGAGUGUGAGGGACUGAAAGGAGAGCUGAUGGAGCUGCAGGGGCUUUAUGAGAGCAGUCAGAGGGAGAGGGCGGAGCUGGAGGCGGAGCUUCAGCGCUACAGGGCAGAGCUUGACCGGCUGGCCGGGAGAAAGGCUCAGAGCUCCACUCCUUCGUCUGAGUGCCCUAUUCUCUCCAUACCCUUCAUAGGAAUGGUUGUAAUUUUGGGCCUGAUAUGGUGCUGCUGGAAGGAGCUCUUGUCCUAAAGGGGGAAAGGAGAGUGAGGGAGACUGGAACCUGGUGAUGGUUGUUGCGGUCGCAGCAGCAGCGGUUCUACUCAUUCCCAGUUUAACCAGAGCUCUGGCCUGAAGGCUGAACAGAAAGUGACCUCAUCCUCCCACUUCGCCUAUGGUACUCAAUUCUUCCUCCCUGACCACACUAAUGGGAACCGAAAACCAUUCUUCACCCAGUUCAUGCGGGAACACAGUAGCUUCCAAACUCAAUGCUUUUUUGGUGUGCGUUGUGAUGCUGGUUGUUUGCCGUUCAGCUUUGCUUUUGUAGACAAUCAUAUCUGUUUCAACCAAUGAGGGAAGACUUCAACAGCUUCUGAUUGGUUCCCUCCUUCCCAUUUCAUUCGCUGUUUUCUUCUCUUAAUGGACGAUUUCAAAGGUCGUCCUGAAACUGUUUGCCUUAUCAUUUUUUCAAUAGAACAUUUGCACAUUUGACCUCUUUUUGGCUGUCAAGAAUAAACUGAUUUCGUCUUGAGGACCAAAGAGGAUGCCGUUCUUCAUUGAAAAUGCUUUGGAUGCUGCAUUUCGCUUAGUGCAUCAUUGCUUUCCGUUUAGAUAGGAGCAUGCAGUACUUUUUCAAUCUUCCUGAAUCUUUUUUUAAUAUAGGGAAGGAUCAUUUGUGUUUAGCAAUCAUGAUCCUCACUUUCGUCCAGGGCAUGUUCUGUUGGAUUUCUGACUCCAAAACUGUGUAGGUGUCUGUACAGCACUUCUCUGUUCAUAGAUUGCACACAUCUGAUGCGUAAUGCAGUUUUACAUUCCUUUUGGUCAAGAAUGCAGAAGAUUUCUGGUGGGUUGAGGUUAUACCAGCAGGUAAAUAUGCUUAUUUUCAACUUUCCACAGAUAUUUUUAUACGCGAACUGUUUAUUCCGAGACGUGGAGUUUGUAGAUUGAUUUUGUUGCGUGUAGAUUGAUAAAUGAUACUAAAGAGUGAUCGAUAUUUUUAUAUAAAGGUUGACAAAUGUAUAACACUAAAUGAACUCCGAAACGAGUGUAAUGAACAAGCACAGAUAUACUGUAAAUCUGUUGAUGAUUUCAUUUUAAGUUAUAUGAUCUUUUUUUAAUGUUUGUAAUGGCUAAACUCAGCAUAUUUACAUCUAUACGAUCUAUUCUCUGCACACAAACUGAGGCAAAUGAAAGAGUUACAAAAUGUUGGAAAAUGGCAUGAAUCAGCGAUUCUCAACUGGUGCCCAAAAAAAAAUGAAUCAUAGUUCUUUGAUCGCAGGGAUAAACAGCCCCAAAGUUUCAAUACUGUAGCAAAAUCUUAAAGCUUAUGAAUGCAAAAAACACUUUAGAACAAAUGAAGAAUUCUUUCUGUAUGAUACAUUUCAAUGCAAUUCAAUGUUUGAGUUUUUUAAAGAUUUUGGUAGCAUGUUCGGUUGCCAGCCUGAUGUGUAAUGUAAAGCCAGACGAGAACUACUAUUCUUACAGAAAUCCUUGAAAAAAAGAUGUCUCUUAAUACUUGUGCACACUGGGAAGUUUUCGAUUGUGCUUACCACCACCGUUUUUCCAGACUUCUUUCGCCAUUUUCACUGUCGAUCAGCAGUCCUUGACUCCCUGACGUUAGAUGGCGCUUGAUGAAUAACAGAAAUACAUAACUUGACACACAGACACCAAUGAAAUCAUCAUUGAAAUUCAUCUAAAUUCUUCAUCUAUAGGAAAAUGUGCUUGUCUAGACUGUUUUGUGCAGGAGCACCACCAAUUGUAACCCAUUGGUGAAUUUUUAAAGCUUCAUGCAUUUUUUAUAUUAAAAUUAUGCUUUUAAACCCAGCAUUUUGCGCAUUGGUGUGCACGCUUGUAUUGUUUAGUCACAAAGCAUUAAAUUUUAAAGAUCAUUCAUUAAUUUUCCUUCGCCUUAGUCUGUAUUUCAAAGGUCGCCGCAGUGGAAUGAACUGCCAACUAUUCCAGGAUAUGUUUUACGCAGCUUUCCAUCCACAACCCAGUACUGGGAAAAUGUUAAUGAUCAGUGCAAGCGAAAAUCAUCCCAGUGUGCUUUUACAAUGCAAUUCAAUCUGUAGCAUUAAUAUAUAAAGCAUGAAUUGAUAUCUAGCUAAUAAAAAUGCUAGAAACAGAAACUUCCAUACUGCCUUUCACCAAAAAUGUAUGCCAUUAUAAAAAGAAAUAGACAGUUGGCCUAAAAAAAUUAAAAUUUGCUUAAUUUACUCAACCUGAGGUCAUCCAAGAUGUUUUUUGUUUUUUUCAGAGACCUCAAUGUAACCUAAGAGUAAAUUAAUGAUGGCUUUUAAUUUUUGUGUGAAUUAUCUCUUGAAAUGAUGUAUGUUUACCUAGGGAAGUUCAAAAAAUGAAAUAUGUAGCGUUUUCCUUCAGAGGUAGAUUCAAAACAAAGUAUAACGAUUAAUAUUACUAUCGCUGAACUCAUAUCCAUCAUGAAUGCUCUGAGGUACUAUUGUUAUGAACAAGACUCUAUUUCUUAAUACUUACAGUAUCUAUUACUAUAUAAUCGUUUCUGGUAUACACACAAGUUGUCUUCACCUGAUGUCUUUUUACAGCACAAACUAGACUAGAAUUGUAGCAGUGUGUUAUAGUGUUAAGACCCGGCAGUAGUAUGGGAAUAUUUACAGCAUCCCAAAAUCUUUCCAGUGGCGUUUUCUGCUGUCCUGUCGAUAGACUCAGAAUUACGGUAGCACAACUUGAUUGUUUAAUGUAUCAGUGGUCGGCUGACUUUCUAUAAGACGCUGCAUGCUACACAGUGACUUGUCUAUGAAAUAAAAUAAACGUGCUAUUUGUCCUGCGCCGUUUUUUUUUUUUUUUUAACGGAAAGUGUGUUUUACAUCAAAAAGAAGUUGAUGUAUGAUGAAGGAGCCAGAACAAAAUUCACACACUCUUUCUCUCAGCUCUUGUAAAUGAUGUAAUAUGUACAGAUUGUGCAUUUGCAUGUUCAUGGCAGUAGAUUCUGCAUGCCGAGUGAUGGAAACCAGUGGUAGAUUUAGCUCAUGUGACAAAUUAGAAGUAGAUUUCGCAUGAAAUCAAAUCGAAAUCAGAUUUCUUUCCACAUUUGUUUAAAGUUAAAUAUGAAGACCAAGAUUUUUUUUCUUCUUUUGUUCUUGAUUGUUAUAAAUAGCACUGAAAUAUUUUCAAAUAUCCGACUGGAGCUUUGAGAAAACGUAGGAUUUCUCCAAAGGCACCUAUAUUAACUGUAUGUAGUCUUGAAUGUAGUUUUAUCUCUAAUUUAAAGUCCAUAAUGCACAUUUUCUGUCCAGUUCUCUGUUCCGUUUAUUAUCUAACUAAAGCCUUUUACGUUCUAAGAGAAUUACAGAUUGUACAGGCUAACAAAAUCAUUAGAAAUCCAUCGUAACGGUGCAUUAAUGGUUGUCGGAGGGUGUUAAAUGUGAGGAAAUGUAGGUUUGUAUCAUUGUGGCGAUGCUGCUGCUUGUAUGUUUGUUUGUAUGUGGUUGUGUAUUGUGUAUCUCUUCUGUACAGUGUCUUUGACAUGUUUACAUGUUGUCUCGCCUUAACAGGCACUUAUUUAAAAAAAGCAUAAUGAAAUUUGAAGUAUUUUGCUAACCAUGUAUAUUUUGUAAAUGAACAGGAACAAAUAAAGUCGUUUAUCCAGAGCA
Danio rerio (zebrafish) is the source of this 5284-nucleotide messenger RNA. NCBI's taxonomy places the organism in Eukaryota, Metazoa, Chordata, Actinopteri, Cypriniformes, Danionidae. The record is from RefSeq and is a predicted model, not a curated record.